This is a messenger RNA of Serpula lacrymans var. lacrymans S7.9, 2409 nucleotides long. RefSeq lists its product as uncharacterized. The transcript has 10 exons. Gene Ontology annotation, cellular component: cytosol; cytoplasmic stress granule; ribonucleoprotein complex. The record is from RefSeq and is a predicted model, not a curated record. Lineage: Eukaryota; Fungi; Basidiomycota; Agaricomycetes; Boletales; Serpulaceae. Gene Ontology annotation, molecular function: poly(A) binding; poly(U) RNA binding; mRNA 3'-UTR binding. The coding region runs from base 1 to 2409 and encodes 802 amino acids.
AUGGCUUCUGGAUACGCCCCACCCCCUCCACAAGAGAGAGAACUCCAGCCUCAUCCUUACCUUCAUGAACCUCUUCUGUACAUUUCUAAUCUCCCCCCUUUUGUUAUGGAUGAAAAUCUUGCUCUGGCGUUCCAAGCUUGUGCGCCUUUCAGACUUAAUAUCACGCGUGAUGGCAGCAACCGCCCGCUGUCGGGCACCAUCGAGUUUAAAUACCUUGAGAAAGGUCGAUUCUCUGAAAAAGCACUUGCCACUCUGCAAUCGCGUCCAAUUCUUGGUCUUCAGCCACCCGUACUCUUGGUCUUAUCUCCUUAUACUCCAACAAAUCCACCGACCCCCUUACCUCCUCCUUCUGCGUCUCCUCGGCUAGUGAAGCAUUUACCCGUCGGCUACUCCGAUUUCCAGUUAUACGACAUUUUUAGGACCUACGGUGCACUUGCGUCUGUACGCACGCAAACUGGAUUCGGUAGCGAUACUGGUGUCGUCGAGUUCUGGCGUGAAGAGGAUGCACGAAUGGCAGAAGAAGCUAUGCAUUGCGCUGAAGUGGAAGGCCAAAAUAUAGCUGUGCAAGUAUACCAAGCCAGGCGAGCGAGUGGCAACGUAUCCGAGUUUAGCGCCAAUGCUCCGACCUUCGUUCCUUCGGGGUCCGUUUUCCCUUACCCAACGCAGUACUCCCCGCCUCGUGCGAGUCCUUUCCCUAUGAGGAGUUCGCCUGUAUUUGUCCACGGUCCUGGCCAGCAGGUUCAACUCGCUCCGAUGAGUGGCCCUGGCUCAAACAGUCACAGUGGCCUCAUUGAUCCGUGCAAUCUUUUCUGCAAAAAUCUGGAUCCAGAAAUAGAUUCCAAUGGUUUAUUUGCGCACUUCCGUCAGUUCGGGCAGAUUGUAAGUGCUCGCGUCAUGCGGAACGAGAAUGGGGACAGUCGUGGUUUCGGUUUUGUUUCUUUCCAGACGCCUGAUCAAGCUUCGGCUGCUAUGCAUGCGAUGAAUGGCAUGGUCUUCGGUUCUAAGCAGUUAGUUGUCCGGCUUCAUGAACCGAAACAAUUGCGGCAGGAAAAGCUGGCGCAGCGCUUUGGUCACAAUGGUCACCCCAGAAGCGCCAGUGGAGCAACAAGCCCUACUGCAAGCGAAGGUGGGGAAAGUUAUGUUGGUUGGUCCAGCCCACGUCAUGUUUCUUCAGCAUUGGGUUCCCCUGUUAUCAGUCAUCUCGACGGACCCGGGAGGGGAAGAAGAGGAUCUGGGAGCUAUUACAAUGCUGCUCUCACUGGAACUCUUAAUUUGCCGAUGCGUUAUGACGAUCUUGCGGCAUUGUCACCGGUCGUUCGAAAGGAAGUACUGACGGGCGAGUUAAGUCGACGGAUCAAGGCAACAGACUCGGUCCCUGCUGGAGAUAUCGACACUGUCGUUGAAUCUCUUGUUAGUCUGUCUCUCAGCGAGGUCGUGUCAGGUUUCCAAGACCCCGCCAAAUUUACUGAUCAGAUUCAAAAUGCGAGAAAGUCUCUAAAGACGUCAAAGUCACCAUCACCUCCUGCAAAAUCACCUUCGCCUUCAAAUUCACAGGAUUCUCGCCUUCUCGAUCCUAAUGCCCUUAACGCAACUGCCUCUGCUCCGGAACAUCCUUCUACUCCUAUAUCUAUUUCUGCGUCGUUGUCUACACCUCCUCGUACUUCGUCGCCUUCCGGGUCGGUUCCACCAACCUCUGAAAAAGAUCGCAUGGCGGCAGCUGUGAGCAAACUCGAGUCGUCUCGCCAGGGCGAACUCACUGAGCUUCUGAUGAGUCUACCUAAACGGGAGCGUGCUAUGUGUCUUUUCAACGUUGAAGUGCUUAGAGCAAAAAUCGCUGAUGCCAAGAUGGUCUUGGAAAGUGAUGAAGUUGAUGAGCCUCAGAAGAUCGAAACCCAAUCAGUGCAAUCAGCUCCCGCACCCGCGCCUCAAGCACCCGUAACGCCUCAGGCUAAGAAAGUCAUUUCAUCUGUUCAGGAUUCACCUCAGACACCUGCUCUGUCUUCUCGUGGCCCUUCCGCUGCUUCUUCACCUGUUCCAGCCACGCCUGGUGCACCUUCGCAUACUAUUGCAUCGCUUGCGCGUUUGCCUGCUGCUGAAAUUGUCAAGCUAGCCAACUCUUCAUCUGCGACUGGGCUGCCUUUGCCCAAAGCUGAUCCAUUGGUUGUAAAAACCACCGACGAGUUUGUAGACAGUUUACUCGACAAGCCAAUUCAGGUCCAGAAGCAGCAGUUGGGUGAUAAACUAUGGCGGACGAUCAAGUCAUUUGGUAUCAAGGGAGCUCCCAAGCUUACCAUCGCUCUUCUGGAUCAAGACGAUCUCCGUGCCUUGGCGCACCUCAUGAAUAGUUAUCCAUCUGUUCUCAAGGAGAAGGCUCUUCUGCUCCAGACUGCUCAGACUGGUAGCAAGUAA